Molecule: messenger RNA, 1457 nt
Organism: Enhydra lutris kenyoni (northern sea otter)
Lineage: Eukaryota; Metazoa; Chordata; Mammalia; Carnivora; Mustelidae
Product: selenoprotein T
Exons: 6
Biological process (GO): cell redox homeostasis
Cellular component (GO): endoplasmic reticulum membrane
Molecular function (GO): thioredoxin-disulfide reductase (NADPH) activity
Source: RefSeq, a predicted model, not a curated record
UGCCGGAUCGCGCCUGCGCGGUGGGGAGCUGCUCGCAGCUCCCGCUCGGCCUUGGGCUGGCUGGCUGCAGUCUCCGUUUGAGCGCGGCCGAAGUGGCUGGCUCGCUUAAGAUGAGGUUUCUGCUACUUCUCCUGGUGGCGGCGUCGGCGGUGAUCCGGAGCGAUGCCUCGGCCAACCUGGGCGGCGUGCCUAGCAAAAGAUUAAAGAUGCAGUACGCCACGGGGCCGCUGCUGAAGUUCCAGAUUUGUGUUUCCUGAGGUUAUAGGCGGGUGUUUGAGGAGUACAUGCGGGUUAUAAGCCAGCGGUACCCAGACAUCCGCAUUGAAGGAGAAAAUUACCUCCCUCAACCCAUAUAUAGACACAUAGCAUCUUUCCUGUCAGUCUUCAAACUAGUAUUAAUAGGCUUAAUAAUUGUUGGCAAGGAUCCUUUUGCUUUCUUUGGCAUGCAAGCUCCUAGCAUCUGGCAGUGGGGCCAAGAAAAUAAGGUCUAUGCAUGUAUGAUGGUUUUCUUCUUGAGCAACAUGAUUGAGAACCAGUGUAUGUCAACAGGUGCAUUUGAGAUAACUUUGAAUGAUGUGCCUGUGUGGUCUAAGCUGGAAUCUGGUCACCUCCCAUCCAUGCAACAGCUUGUUCAAAUUCUUGACAAUGAAAUGAAGCUUAAUGUGCAUAUGGAUUCAAUCCCACAUCAUAGAUCAUAGCCCCACCUAUCAGCACUGAAAACUCUUUUACAUUAAGGGAUUUUUUGCAAGAGCAGCGUGACUGACAUUAUGAAGGCCUGUACUGAAGACAGCAAGCUGUUAGUACAGACCAGAUGCUUUUUUGGCAGGCUCGUUGUACCUCUUGAAAAACCUCAAUGCAAGACAGUUUUUCAGUGCUGGCACAUUUUGGAAUUCUGCACAUUCGUGGAGUGCAAUAAUACUGUAUAGCUUUUUUUUCUUCCCCAAAUCCACUCAGUUAACAGUUUUUAAAAAAUGUAGACAUUACCACUUGUACCAUUUUUUCCUUAGUCAUAUUUGGAAAAGUAGAAAAUGGAGUUACAAUUUGACUUUCUUUUCAAAGAUGUCUGUUAAAUCUGUUGUGAUUUUAUAUGGAUUUUCCUUUUUUAUAGUUUAAAAUUGAUCUUUUUGGGAAUAUAGCUGAAGUUCCCAAAUACUUUAUAAGAGUUUAUCAGGCAUCUUUAAUUUGGUCAUUUCCAAUUUAUAGUUUUCAAAAUACUGCAGAUUGUGAACAGUGCAUUAUAGGAGAUUAUGGGGGGAAAUCCUAUAUCCAGAGUACUCUACCAAUUUGUGUGUAUGUGCGUGUGUGCGUGUGUGAUUACCAGAGAAUUACUAAAAGACCAACUGCUUUUUAAAUACUGUUAUGUAGUUCAAAUGUCUUGCCUUGACCAAUCUAAUGAGUUGAUUAACUGGGCCUUUAUACUUAACUCAAUAAAAAACUAAGCAGAUGUAAGUUAAAAA